Pyricularia pennisetigena is the source of this 1125-nucleotide messenger RNA. RefSeq lists its product as uncharacterized. The transcript has 6 exons. The record is from RefSeq and is a predicted model, not a curated record. NCBI's taxonomy places the organism in Eukaryota, Fungi, Ascomycota, Sordariomycetes, Magnaporthales, Pyriculariaceae. The coding region runs from base 1 to 1125 and encodes 374 amino acids.
AUGGACCACAGAGGUGCCGAGGCCGAGGACAAUCGAGGCCCACAGAUACUGGCCGUCGCCAUCCCGCUCGUGGCCGUCGCCACCAUCUUCGUCGCCGCCAGACUGUACACCAAGGCCGUCAUAAAAAAACUGGUCUACUUGGAAGAUUACAUCAUCGGCUUCAGCAACCUGCUGCUAUGGGCCGAAGUGGGUCUGUACUUUGCCGCGGUCAGGCACGGGGAAGGGAGGCACAUCUGGACCCUGACCGAGGAGGAGCUCGAGGCGUCGCGGAUGUGGUUCAUCGUCGCCUCCAUACCGGGCGUCACCGCGCUGGGGCUGCCCAAAAUCGCCAUCGCCUUGAUGCUCAACAGGAUCCUCUUUGCGAGCAAGUGGCUCACGACGGCCUCGUGGGUUUUCUCCGGCGUCACUACAAUGAAUUUCAUAGCCGUCCUCUUUCUGCUGGUUUUUCAGUGCUCGCCAAUUCGAGCGGCCUGGUCUGCCAACGUUGCCGACGCGAGAUGUUAUGACCCCGACCUGAUCGUCAAUGUUUGUCUAUACGCUUCAGUGUUCUCUGCCAUCACAGAUCUUUACUUUGCAUUCUGGCCCGCUGUCGUCAUCCUUAGACUCGGUAUGGACACACAGAAGUCCGUUGGACUCAGCUGUGUGCUGGGGCUUGGGGUCUUUGUCACCCAAAGUGCGUGUGCGGUUGCCCUAUACAAGGUGUCUCUACUUCCGCUCAUGGCAAGCCCAGACUUUACUUAUGACUGUGCAGAUCUCAUGAUAUGGACAGUAGCCGAAGCAUCGGCGAUUCUGAUCGCCUCGUCCAUCCCCAUGCUGACUCCGAUAUACCUCUUGAUCAUGCGACGGCGCAGAGACGGAGAGAAUCGAAAUGAGACUCGAAAAGCCCCAGUCGAUGAACUCAUGCACCAACUGAGCCACCAGCGUCAAAAUCAAAUUCAACGCCACGUUUGGGAUGUGGAAACGGGCGUCUUCCACCGAAACACAAAGCGUCAGCCUUGUGCAGGCAUGCCGAGCUCUGCGAAGGCCGGGAGCAUUGUAGGCGAUAACGCGCGGAGCUCGGGAGAUAGAAACAGUCGUGCAAUCCACAAGGUAGAGCAUUAUAAUGAAACACAAAAAGCAGUCUGA